This is a messenger RNA of Salvelinus namaycush (lake trout), 1491 nucleotides long. RefSeq names its product proteoglycan 4-like. The record is from RefSeq and is a predicted model, not a curated record. Gene Ontology annotation, biological process: intracellular signal transduction; negative regulation of T cell activation. The coding region runs from base 1 to 1491 and encodes 496 amino acids. NCBI's taxonomy places the organism in Eukaryota, Metazoa, Chordata, Actinopteri, Salmoniformes, Salmonidae. The transcript has 6 exons. Gene Ontology annotation, cellular component: membrane raft; plasma membrane.
AUGGCCUCCAUGCAGGACGGGCUGAACUUCACGUCUCCUACCUACGGCAAGGUCCUGCUGCUGGGUGCCAUCGCUGCUGCCUCAGCCUUCAUCGUCACCAUCCUCAUCGUGGUGCUCUGUGUGGGCUGCCAGAGGAAGGGAAAGACGCAUAAUGUCUCCAGUGAAAGUGGGAAACACAGGUUGAUGGACAUGAGUAUACUCAGGCAGUCAAAGCUGCGUUCCAUCAAGUCAUCUAAAAAGAACCGUCCGUCUAGCAUGGACCUCCUGCCCAGCCGCCGGUCCAACUCCGACCUCCGCUCCGGGGGAAGGACGCUACCCCAGAUCCCCUCUGGCACCGGAGAGGACGGGGAGCACACCUACUCUGAGGUAGGUCAACGCUCCUCCCCGAAGCGUGGCCCUGAUAACAACCUCUACGCCAUAGUGGGCAGGGCCGGAGAGACCGACACCCCAGCCCCUCCGGCCGUCCCAGCCAACACCCCUGCUCCCCCUGAUCUAGAUGGGGAUGGUUUGAAUGAACCGCUCCCCGAGCCUGAGCCCAUGCCCCAGGCUAUGGCUCAUCCGCAACCCCCGGAGACGACUGCAGAGUAUGCCUGCGUCCGGAAGCUCCGGAAGGUGGACAAGGCUGUCCCCCAGAAGAGAGACAGCGGGACCGAUAUGGGGGAGGCACCGGUGCCGCCUCCCCGCCACGCCCCACCAUCACACCCUGCCCCGCCUCCGCCACACCCUCACAGCAUGAAGAUGCCCCGGAAAAACGUGGAUGCUUUCAAGCUGCCCACCUUCCCCAAGGAGGCAGUGUUCAUGGGUAAUGGAGAGCAGUACAUAUGGAAGCCUCCAGAGGAUGAUGACAUCACCAUGCUCCAAAACAAACCGUUAGGCCCUCUGAGUCCUCACAGUGGAGAGAACAUACAGCCUUCCACUGCUAUGGUUGCAGAGAUGUACUCCAAGGUAUGCAAACCAGGCAAGAAGAAGAGAACUGUUCCUGCGUCUCCUCCAGCAAACAUUGGCUUCCGGACCUUGGGGCGUGGUGACCGGGACCGGGAGCGAGAUGGUGGGUUCAGUGUGGUGGUCAAGCCCCAGACCUGGGCCCCGCAGGAGGGGAAACCCGUCAGAGGAGCCUCUGCCACUCUGGAAGACCACUGUUAUGAGUCCAUCGAGACGGGGGAGGAGUGCGACCCCACUUAUGAGCCUAUGGAAGGUGGUUGCGGUUGGAAGCGAGUUGGAGGAACCGAACGGCCUCCCAACACCUGCGCCACACUCAGGCCCAGGAGGAAGAAAUCCCAUCAGCCCUUGCAGCAGCAGCAGCCUCCCCCGCCGCCGCCCACACAGCAGACCCCCAAGUUACAGCACCUUCCAGCCAAAGCCCUGCUGCUGCCCGGGGAGAACCUGUACGAGAGCAUUGGGGAACUGAAGCAGGGCGGAACUGCCAACUCCAGCACCACUACCAUCUUCACCUUCAACGACGGCAUGGAGAUGUAUGUCACUGGGCUCUAA